Petromyzon marinus (sea lamprey) is the source of this 2714-nucleotide messenger RNA. RefSeq names its product SprT-like N-terminal domain (gene SPRTN). Gene Ontology annotation, biological process: DNA repair. Gene Ontology annotation, molecular function: polyubiquitin modification-dependent protein binding; single-stranded DNA binding; metalloendopeptidase activity. The record is from RefSeq and is a predicted model, not a curated record. Lineage: Eukaryota; Metazoa; Chordata; Hyperoartia; Petromyzontiformes; Petromyzontidae. Gene Ontology annotation, cellular component: nucleus.
GCUUCCGUAGCCACACACCAGGAAUGUGCCCGUUACCGAACGAGCAAAGCGUCUCAACAAGUAUCUCGCCCGGAUAUCACGAACGUUGACAUCGUUAAUAUAUCGCUAUGGACGCCGACCUCGCCUUCGCACUGCAGCUGCAAAAUCAAUUUGACUGCGAGGCGGCGGCAGAGGAGGAGGAACGCGCGGAGGGACGGGCGAAGUUGGCCGAUGAUGAGGUCGGGUGGGCUGGGCCGAAGCAUCGGUCUCUCCUGGAAGCCCUGCCCGGUGACCUGGCCCCCCGGCCCGGCGAUUCCGAGCGCCGGGCACGGCCUCUCUCCAUCGUCGAUUCUGCCUGGGAGUUGAUCGACCCGAGUCCGAACGUGUGGGCUCUCUUCUCUCAGUACAACGAGGCGCUCUUCUGGGGAAAACUUCAGGGCGUCGAAGUGAAGUGGAGCAAGAGAAUGACCCUCUGUGCAGGUGUGUGCUGCUAUGAGGGCCGAGGCGGCCUUUGCUCCAUCAAGCUCAGCGAGCCCCUGCUCAAACUUCGGCCCCGUAAGGACCUGGUUGAGACGCUGCUGCACGAGAUGAUCCACGCACUGCUCUUUGUGACGCACAACAACCGCGAUCGUGAAGGCCACGGCACCGAGUUCUGCAAACACAUGCACCGCAUCAACAAGGAGACGGGAACCAAAAUCACGAUCUACCACAGUUUUCACGACGAGGUGGAUGUCUACCGCCAGCACUGGUGGCGCUGCACGGGGCCGUGCCGCUUGCGCCCGCCGUACAUGGGCUACGUGAAACGAGCCAUGAACAGAGCGCCGUCACCGCGAGACUUCUGGUGGGACGAGCACCAGCGGACGUGCAACGGUUCCUACGUCAAGGUGCGGGAGCCGGAAGACAAGAAGAAGGCGGCGGCUGGCAAGAGCGGAGUUUCGGCCGAAGGAGAGCAGACGCAAGCGGGCGGAGUGAAGGGACGUGCCGACAAUAAGUCGCCGGCCAAAGACAAGGACGGGACAGACAUUCGUACGUUCAUCCCGUUCUCAGGAAAUGGUUUUCUCCUUGGUGGCGGCGGCGGUGGCGGCAGAAAUAAUGGGAGACCACAUAGUGCUGUACAAGCCAGUUCCACAACCACGGUGGUAAAAUCCCCCGUGUCGGGUAGAGAAACUAUGACCUCGGCCUCCCAAUCAGCAGUUUCUUCCUUCAAAGUGCCUUCUGUCUUUCCGACCGGCUCACAGCCUGCAAUGGGAAGGUCGUCCCAGGGCAAAAACGGAUACGAUCGUGGUGGCUCUAUGAGUAACAUGGACAGCUGGCUUUUAAAGACCAAGGAAAGCGAGAGCAGAAGUACCCCCGACGCUCCAAUUCUCAACAGGAAGUCUGUCAGCAAUCCGAAAGCUUUUAGCAAAGGAGUGCCUCUGAAGGGAAAACCAAAGGGUGAUCCCGAAGGUGUAAAAGUCUUGGCUGUAUACAAAGGUCGAGAGAGUUUGAGAGACGGAAAUAGAGCACCAACUGCUCAGAGUCCGAGUAAACUAAAGAGGCAACACGGAGGCAGUUUCCCAUCUCCUCCUCGCAUACAAGGCUCCAGAAACGGAAAUAAUGCAUUAGCCAGUGAUGCCAAGCGUGCAAAGACCGAGCAGCAUACGUCCAGGACUCCCACGCUUACCGAAAUGUUUCAAAAGAAACACGCAGGAGGCAGUGGCGGAUCUGGGCGAGAGCCUUCAAGUCUGGGAACUCAUAACUCCAAGAUGCUGAUGAAGAAAGCUGUCCCAUCAGCCAAACCGGCUGAGAGGCAGGGAGAGUCCCCAGCUGCAGGGCUUCUGGUUGCAUGCCCCAUUUGUCAACAGCGCCUCCCAGAGUCGCAAAUCAACAAUCACCUUGAUGUGUGCCUGCAGUAGGAUCACCGGUGCGGCCAGCUUCCAUCUACUCAGGACGAAUAUACUACCUCCCUUGAGAAAUUGCACUUUAGAUUACAAAAAAUGCUUAGGUGCAAGGUGACAACGUGUAGUAUUGACUCGGCAUUUUAUGAUUCGUCCCUCUCACCCCCAGAAUGUCAGUCGUCAAGAACCGGGGUCACGAUUUAAUGCAAGGAUAGAUUAUUUUUCUCAUUUUGGUGAUUUCUCUCCUCUGUCUCAUUCCACACAUUGCACAUGCCUGAUGAUUACAAAACAAUAGCCCGUAUGAUGUACAGGAUGCCGAUUGAGACAGAUUUCUUAUGUGUAUGUGAGUACCACGUGAGGUAGAGUACUGAUUAAAUUGAAUUGGCCUGCAUAUGCCAUGCUGAACAUACGUACACAUGUUAUUGUGUGUCCCACAUGAACCAUACAGUCCCAAUUCAAAUUAAUCAGUGCUGUCUACGCCAUGUAGACGGAAUUUUGCAAACAUCGGGCAUGUGCUGAUUGUAACCACUUAAAUUUAUAUUUGAACGAAGGAUAAUUGAUAAACUUUGAAAGACAUUCAUGGUGAGUCACCCCCUGCUGUAUUAAAUCAAGCAUGUUAAGCACAUACAAUUGUUUUGCAGUUAACAUUAAAACACUGUUAAUGUACAUGUGUUAUACACAGAUUUUAAAUUUGCAAACGUCUUGCUUAAAACAAACUGAAAGCCUUAUCAAUGUAGCCAGCCUCCUUUAAAUGAGCAUUGUGCAAAAUGUGUGUCUUGUUAAAUGUGUAAGAUUACUACUUGUGUUGUCUGGUUUACGUUUAAAAAUUACAUGAAUAAAAUCUGCUUUUGACUUUAA